UCAUCGGUGUCCGUUCAUUGGCGCCACUCUCUAUCACGAGAAGGAAGAGCACCGAUCUCUAUCGCGAGAAGGAAGAGCACCGACUCGCGAGCAAUCACGCAGCGUGCAGAACCAACUAACCAACCAACGAUGCUCCUCACUGCACCCGGUCACAAGCCCACCUUUCUCUUCUCCAGAGGCUCUUCUUCGAACUCAGUGACCCGAACUCGGCCUUGUCGACUCUGCAAAGCGACUCUUAUCACCAACUCUGAGUCGUUCGAGGUUGGGAGGCUUGUUGGUAGCUAUGGGUUCAUGAACAUCACCAGCUAUUCAGGGUUCCAAUCGGGGACUGAUAUUGAAUAUUCAUCUGGAGAUUUGGGGCGACUGAGAGUGCAAGAUGUGGGAGAAGGCAGUGUAAAGAUCAGGCUUUACGAAGGGAGAGUUUCCCAGGGUCCACUUAGAGGGACUUCGAUUCUUUUUAAGGUUUAUCCUGGACAACGAGCUAGUGGUUUGGAAGCUGAUAUGAUGGCCGCAAACGAGUUGAAUGCUCAUUCUUUCCUUCAAAGCAGUUCAGAAGGUAUCUGUCAGAAUCUCCUGAUCCUUGUAGGUGGUUUUGAAACAAAAACUGGGGAGCAGUGGCUUGCUUUCCGGAAUGAUGGGAAAUAUAGUGCUGCGGACUAUGCUAAAGUUACAAGUGAAAAAGUAUCAAAAAACCGUGCACUUGGAGAACAGAUUUCUUGGAAUCAAUUUGAACAAGAGCAGAAAAUCAAACGCAGAGGAUAUUUUGUCAUUAACCUUCUUCGGGGUGCCUUGAGAGGUCUAGCUUUCAUGCAUGACCAUGAUAGAUUACACCAGAGUCUUGGACCAUCUUCUAUUCUUCUUAAUACUAUUAUAGAAAGAGAUGCUGCUUACUUAGUCCCACGAAUUCGAGAUCUAGCCUUCUCUGUUGACAUUAGCUAUCCAUAUCUGGAAGAGAGUCCUGGAACACUCUCAGAGGGACUUUGGAGACGAGCAUCUGCAGCUGGUGCGUACACACUAAUGGAGAAAAGAGCUUUUGGAAUAGCAGAUGAUAUAUAUGAAGCAGGUCUUCUUUUUGCAUACUUGGCUUUUAUUCCAUUUUGUGAAGCGGGCAUAAUGGAUAGCAUUUCCUUGCAAAGGCUGCUGGAGAGCACUUUCCAGCUUGAUCUUCAAGCCACAAGAGAGUAUUGUUUAGCAGAUGACCGAUUACUAGAUGCUGUCAAAUUCCUGGAUCUUGGUGAUGGUGCUGGUUGGGAGUUGCUCCAGGCAAUGCUGAAUCCCGACUUCCGAAAACGGCCUAUCGCAGAGGCUAUACUCAAUCAUCGGUUCAUGACUGGUGCGGUUCUUUGAGUUCUAGAUACUAAGCAUAUGGCGUCUCACCUGAACUCGGCAAUAGCUGCGACAAACUGUCAUAGGGACAAUUGGAAUAAGAAAGUAUGCAGAGAAGUUGCUAAAAACAUAAGGCAGUAAAUUUUGAGAUUUUAAGACGCAGGAGUUUGGUACAUCAAAAAUAUAAACUUCACUAUGCUAUACAUGUAACAAGUAUAUACAAGAAUUGAGCAUCUCCUUUGUCUGAACAUCAAAUUCUGCUCUUUGUUCAUUUAUCAUCUUCAUGAUACUAACAAUGAUGUUGUCUCGAUUAUCCAAAUAGAUUCACCAUGUUGGGUCAUAGGAAACUCAUUUCGUGAUGGCUGA
This is a messenger RNA of Juglans regia (Persian walnut), 1692 nucleotides long. RefSeq lists its product as uncharacterized. Gene Ontology annotation, biological process: protein phosphorylation. Gene Ontology annotation, cellular component: chloroplast. Gene Ontology annotation, molecular function: protein kinase activity; ATP binding. Bases 130 to 1347 code for a protein of 405 amino acids. The record is from RefSeq and is a predicted model, not a curated record. Lineage: Eukaryota; Viridiplantae; Streptophyta; Magnoliopsida; Fagales; Juglandaceae. The transcript has 12 exons.